Caenorhabditis remanei is the source of this 1860-nucleotide messenger RNA. RefSeq lists its product as uncharacterized. Lineage: Eukaryota; Metazoa; Nematoda; Chromadorea; Rhabditida; Rhabditidae. The transcript has 15 exons. Bases 1 to 1860 code for a protein of 619 amino acids. The record is from RefSeq and is a predicted model, not a curated record. Gene Ontology annotation, cellular component: membrane.
AUGAACUCAACAUUUGAACCUCCAACGUGGGGUUUCAAGGUGUAUUAUGGAAUGUCAAUCGUCACAAUUCCGUUGUAUUCUGUGAUUUUGAUUUGUCUUUUGAGACUUCGAUAUGUGUCAAAAACUUACAAAACGACGUUUUACUCGUUAUUGCAACAGCACUGCAUCGCUGACCUGGCAUCAAUGAUAGGAUAUAUUGCUCUGACUCCUGCAAGAGAAAUACCAGUGAUUCGCCAAUUCUACUUUGAAAAUCAAGAAUAUUACAUUGCUGCUGCUACUUACAACAUAAUCUACGUCAGUCUAUACAUCCGAUGUACCGGGAUUGUCUUCUUAUCUCUUCAAAGAUACUUAGUUAUCACUUCGCCUCAUUCACAAAUUACUCUUAAAGUUCAAACAGCUUCAAACUGGAAAAUAAUUGUUGUUUACUGGAUAACUCCAAUACUUUUGAGUAUAGUCGUACUGACGGACACUAGUUUUUAUUUCAAUAAUGUAACCGAGAUGACUCUAAUUGUGGAUAGAGCUAUUACUCAGAGAAACACAUUGAUGGCUCUAAUCGUUGUCAGCAUCACUUGCAUUGUCAGUUCUGUGGCAUAUGGAGCAUUGUUCUCAUUUGUUAGGAAAAAUACAGUUAGACUGUCAAAAUCUCUCCGAAGAGAACUCCACUUGGCAUUUCAAGUACUGGUCCUACUUCUCGCCUUCUUCACUGUGUUGGCGUUUUUCGCAAGUCUCAAUUACUUUUCUCAAAUGCAAAUGACGACUCAAAUGUAUUAUCUACGUGGAAUAUAUCCUAUGAUCAGUGGAUUUCUUUCGUACAGUAAUCCAUACUGUAUUCUACUGUUGAAUCGAGAUUUAACUGGUCAAGUGAUAAAGUCAGUGAGCUGUGAAGGAUACAAAGUGAGUGAAGCUCAAGUAUCUGGAAUUCGUUCAAAUUCCACCAAGCAGCAGAACUUGAUUUCUGUUCAGAAUGGGGCAACAGCUGGAACUGAAUCUACUAGAAGACUAGACGUUCCAAUUCAAAUGGCUGCUACUUUGGAACCUCCAACAUGGGGAUUCUAUGUUUAUUACGGAAUGUCCAUUAUUACUCUUCCGCUGUACAUUGUCAUUUUGAUUUGUCUUCUACGUCUUCGUUGCUCACUGAAAGUGUUCAAUUCUACAUUUUAUUCACUUUUAUUGCAACAUUGCAUUGCUGAUCUCAUCUCAAUGCUUGGAUACAUUGCACUCUCGCCAGCUCGAGCCAUUCCUCAGAGAGUUCAAAACGCUGCGAAUCGAAAUAUUAUUCUUCUUUACUGGAUCACUCCAACACUUCUUAGUAUCGUGGUUCUCAAGGACACUAACUUUCAUUUCGAUGGACUUGAAAAUAUGGCGAUUGUUGCGGAUAAAUCUGUUAUUCAGCGGAAUACACUGAUGGCUCUCAUUGUUGUCAGUAUUACUUGUAUUAUAAGUUCAUUGGCAUAUGGAGCUUUGUUUAUAUUUGUACGGAAGAAUUCAUCAAAACUUUCAAAAACUCUCCGUCGAGAACUUCAUCUAGCAAUUCAAGUACUAGUUCUGUUAGUUGCAUUCUUUGCUAUUCUUGUGUUUUAUGCAUUUCUCAAUUACUUUUCGCAGUUCCAAAAUAACGGUCCAAUAUUCUACAUGCGAGGUCUCUAUCCGAUGGCAAACGGAUUUCUCUCCUAUAUCAAUCCAUUCUGUAUUCUCGUUUUGAAUAAAGAUUUGACAAGACAAAUUAUCAAAUCAAUUUCUUGCUUUGGUUGGAACAUGAGCGAAAUGCAAAUGUCCGGAAUAGUCACCAACUCGAACAAACCUCAAACUAAUCAGAUGGGGAACGCAGUCGACGGAUUCCGUAGAUCACUUUUCAAUUAG